AUGGAGCUUUCGUCUGAUUUGAUAGAGGAGAUACUCUCAUGGGUUCCAUCUAGAUCUCUAGUACUAUUGAAAACCACAUGCAAGCAGUGGGAAACCCUAAUCGCCGAGCCAAGAUUCAUCAAGAAGCACUUGUCACAUAUGCGUGGCCUUGCGCAACAAUUCAUAGUCAUCAACCACAAUCACUUACACUUGUUCACUUUCACAGUGUGUUGUGUAGGUGUCGGCUUCGACGAACUCCUAAACCCUUGUUUGAAUCUGCAGGUUUUGCAACCAAUUUCGACCACAAAUUUAUUGGUAGAGGACAUGUGUCACUGUGAUGGUUUAUUGCUGUUUGUCAUGAGAUCCAAACUUUUAGUUUUGAAUCCUUUGUUGAAACAAGCAAGAUGGAUCAACUGUGACCAGUUCAAGGAUGUGUAUGGAUAUGGUCUUGGAUGUAUUAGUAAUAACCAAUCAUCAGGUCAUUGUGAUUACAGAAUCGUUAGGUUUCUUUGCCGUCCUUGUGAUGUUGGAAAAUCGAGGAUUGAAGUCUACGAAUUCAACUCUGAUUCUUGGAGGGUUGUUGUUGAUAAAAGCUUUGAUGGGUUCUUUCAAGAACCAGAGUCUAGUGUGAGUGUGAGAGGAACCCCUUAUUGGCUAGGUUAUCUAAAUGGUAAAGCUUUUGCAACGAUACAGAGUUUUGAUUUCUCUAAAGAGAGAUUUGCGUCUUUGUUUCUUCCUCCUUCAUGCAUUGGCUCUAAAAAUUUGGAGAAAACUCUUUCUCUAGGCGUUUUCAGAGGAGAAGGGUUCUCUUUGUUACAUAAGCCCUUGGAUACAAAUAAGAUACACUUGUGGGUGAUGAAGAAGCAUUGGAGCAGGCUGAUGACUGUUUCUCCACCUGAAUUUUACAUGUAUCCUAGAUAUACAAGUCACUUCGUUGACAACAAUGGUAAACUUGUGUUAUCUAUCAGUUUAGGGCAUAUGAGCAUCUACAUUAUGGGAGAGAAUCAAGAGUUCCAAAAAGUGAACUGUUGUUCUAUGGAUCCUUCCGUUGGUGGUUCUAGGUUCUAUUAUGUUCCGAGCUUGCUUCCGGUUCCCGGUUUUCUCGAGGCGAGAACAAGAAGGUCAUGUCGUUCAUAUAAGAAAAGAAAAAAAGAGUGGGAAAACAUUUCAUGA
Molecule: messenger RNA, 1152 nt
Organism: Capsella rubella
Lineage: Eukaryota; Viridiplantae; Streptophyta; Magnoliopsida; Brassicales; Brassicaceae
Product: putative F-box/LRR-repeat/kelch-repeat protein At1g11620
Exons: 1
Coding region: 1-1152 (383 amino acids)
Molecular function (GO): protein binding
Source: RefSeq, a predicted model, not a curated record